Molecule: messenger RNA, 1461 nt
Organism: Aspergillus terreus NIH2624
Lineage: Eukaryota; Fungi; Ascomycota; Eurotiomycetes; Eurotiales; Aspergillaceae
Product: ribosomal lysine N-methyltransferase
Exons: 4
Coding region: 1-1461 (486 amino acids)
Biological process (GO): peptidyl-lysine monomethylation
Cellular component (GO): nucleus
Molecular function (GO): protein binding; protein-lysine N-methyltransferase activity
Source: RefSeq, a predicted model, not a curated record
AUGUCCUCCUCCACCCACUUCCCAGAUUCUCCCAACUUCCAGCGUCAGUCCGACGAUUUCAUCUCCUGGCUGUCUGAAAAACCUGGCGUCAAUAUCAAUCCCAAUAUCGCUGUGGCAGAUCUUCGAUCCCAGGGUGCUGGACGAGGUGUUGUUGCUCAAACCGAUAUCCCUGAAAAUGAAGAACUUUUCACCAUCCCGCGCGAUCUCGUUCUCUCCACCCAGAAUUCCAAGCUGAAGGACUUGCUCUCCCAGGAUCUGGAAGAGCUCGGACCGUGGUUGUCUCUCAUGCUCGUCAUGAUGUACGAAUAUCUCCUGGGAGACCAGUCCACGUGGGCCGCGUACUUCAAGGUCCUUCCCCGAAAAUUCGACACCCUCAUGUUCUGGACCCCCUCCGAGCUGCUCGAGCUCCAGGGGAGUGCCGUCAUUGACAAAAUUGGCCGCCAAGGUGCCGAUGAGUCCAUUCUGGAGAUGAUCGCCCCCAUUGUACGAGCCCAUCCUUCUCUCUUCCCUCCGGUCGACGGUCUUCCCUCCUACGAUGGCGACGCUGGCACCCAGGCUCUCCUCCACCUGGCUCACACCAUGGGGUCACUCAUCAUGGCCUAUGCAUUCGAUAUCGAGAAGCCUGAAGAUGAGGACGAAGAGGGCGACGGAGAGGGUGGCUAUAUGACCGAUGAGGAAGAGGAGCAGCUGUCCAAGGGCAUGGUCCCACUGGCGGAUCUGCUCAAUGCGGACGCAGACCGAAAUAACGCACGUCUCUUCCAAGACGAAAAUGCCCUCGUGAUGAAGGCUAUCAAACCGAUCGCAAAGGGCGAGGAGAUCUUCAAUGACUACGGAGAAAUUCCGCGCGCCGACCUCCUGAGACGCUAUGGCUACGUGACGGACAACUACGCCCCUUACGAUGUCGUCGAGGUGUCACUGGAUGUGAUCUGCAAGGCUGCUGGCCUUUCAGACUCUGACCCCGAGAAGCAGCCUCCGCUUGAGUUCCUCGACGAGUUGGAACUUCUCGAUGACGGCUAUGUCAUUCCUAGACCAUCUCAGGAAGAUGAUCAAUUGACAGACAUCCUUCCGGAUGAGCUGAUCAUUCUUCUCCGCACGCUGACCCUCUCCCCGGAGCAAUUGGCCCAGCAAAGAUCCAAGAACAAGCCCCCGAAGCCCGCCUUCGCCGAAGCAGAGGCGACUAUCCUUGCCAAAGCUAUUCAGCUUAAACAGGCUCAGUACGCGACAACGAUCGCUCAAGACCAGGAGAUCCUUUCCCAGCUCAACUCAUCCGAAGUUAGCUCAGGGUUUGUGGACGAAUCCACCCAUCGCCGCAAAAUGGCCGUUCAAGUCCGCAUUGGUGAGAAAGAAAUCCUCCACCGUCUUGGCUCCGUGCUCGAGGAGACCGCCAGUGCUCCUGCAGCCAAGCGGGCUGCCAACGGCGACAGCCCUGAAUCCAGGAAAUCGAAAGCACCCAAGACUUGA